Pistacia vera is the source of this 1683-nucleotide messenger RNA. Its product is annotated as glycosyltransferase BC10-like. NCBI's taxonomy places the organism in Eukaryota, Viridiplantae, Streptophyta, Magnoliopsida, Sapindales, Anacardiaceae. The record is from RefSeq and is a predicted model, not a curated record. Gene Ontology annotation, molecular function: glycosyltransferase activity. Gene Ontology annotation, cellular component: membrane. Bases 331 to 1497 code for a protein of 388 amino acids. The transcript has 2 exons.
UGAUUUAGAUUCUUGUUAAAAACAGUGUCUCCAGCUUCUUAUUGCCCUAUAAUUGUUUUGAGUUUUUUUUUGGGGGGGAGGGGGGGUACUUUAGUAUCAAUUCUAGAUCUGUAUUGUUAAAUUUGCUUUGGAGAUGUAGAUUUAGUUUUAGAAAUCUCGAAUGCUAUAAUUAGCUUUUGAUGUUUCAGUUUUUAUCUUACUUGCAGUUUGAAGCUCAGGUUUGGGAAUCAUUUGAUAAUUUGAGGCUUGGAAGUCUUUUUUGUAUGGUAAAAUAGAAGUUGCUUUGGAUCUGAACCAGACGGUGAAAUUUGAUUUAAUAAAGUUGGAAAGAUGCAAACAAGGGUGGUUCCGUUGGAGGAAGGCAAAGACCCUUCACUUAUAAACAAGACGAAUCAAUCGAGGGCGUUGCCGCUGAGGCUAUUUCAGUUAUUUGGUUUGUUUCUGGCUUUGUGUAUCGCCUUUACAUUCAUUAGUAUUUACACAAUUCGUUUUUUUGGAGUCCAGAGUGUAGUGACAACGGUUAAGUCCAAUUUUGAGCCAUGCUUUGAAAAAGAAAAACCGAAUGGUUUGGAUAAUUGGAUAAAACCUCCAUCAAAUUUAAUGCACACUAUGAGCGAUAAAGAGCUUUUGUGGAGAGCAUCAUUUGUUCCUCGAAUAAAGAAGUACCCCUUUAGGAGAGUUCCAAAAAUUGCGUUUAUGUUUUUGACAAAGGGGCCACUCCCACUUGGACCUCUUUGGGAGAAGUUCUUGAAGGGGCAUGAAGGGCUAUAUUCGAUCUAUGUUCAUUCAUUGCCCACGUACGAGGCUAAAUAUCCAUCAUCAUCAAUUUUUUAUGGGAGACAAAUUCCAAGUCAGAUCUCUGAAUGGGGAAGAAUGAGCAUGUGUGAUGCAGAGAGAAGACUUCUUGCUAACGCAUUGCUUGAUAUCUCCAAUGAGUGGUUCAUACUCGUCUCCGAAUCCUGCAUUCCACUAUAUAACUUCUCCGUCAUCUACCACUACAUAAUGAGAUCCAAAUAUAGUUUCAUGGGUGCAUUUGAUGACCCUGGACCAUAUGGGAGAGGGCGUUAUAAUGAGAACAUGGCUCCCGUGGUGAACAUUUCCCAGUGGCGUAAAGGAUCCCAGUGGUUUGAAGUUAACCGAAAGCUGGCAGUCAACAUUGUGGAAGAUACUACAUUUUAUCCAAAAUUUGAACAGUUCUGUCGACCAGCAUGUUAUGUGGAUGAACACUAUUUUCCCACGAUGCUAGCCAUUCUAGUGCCAAAUCUCUUAGCAAACAGAAGCCUCACUUGGGUGGACUGGUCAAGGGGAGGAGCUCAUCCAGCUACAUUCGGAAGAAAUGAUAUCACAGAAGAAUUUUUCCUCCAUAAAGUUUUCGAAGGUCAACAGUGCACAUACAAUAGCCAGCCCUCUUCAACUUGUUUUCUUUUCGCAAGAAAAUUUGCACCAAGUGCUUUAGACCCUCUGAUGAAUAUAUCAUCAAAAGUUUUUGGCUUCUGAGAACUGAAUUAACCUUUCAAUUCCGAAUUCUGAAAGAAUGCUAGAAACAGAUGAAAAAGGUCAGUAGGAGCUCGUCUUCUUCAUCCCUUGCAUCAUACAUGUGGAUUAUGUUCUAGUUUUAGUCACUUUGAUGAUUAUACUUCAAUUCUUAGCCGCCCGUGAUGAAGCAUCUUAUUAUUAUGUGUA